This is a messenger RNA of Actinia tenebrosa (Australian red waratah sea anemone), 894 nucleotides long. Its product is annotated as diacylglycerol O-acyltransferase 2-like. Gene Ontology annotation, biological process: triglyceride biosynthetic process. Gene Ontology annotation, molecular function: diacylglycerol O-acyltransferase activity. The record is from RefSeq and is a predicted model, not a curated record. NCBI's taxonomy places the organism in Eukaryota, Metazoa, Cnidaria, Anthozoa, Actiniaria, Actiniidae. Gene Ontology annotation, cellular component: endoplasmic reticulum membrane.
AUGUGGCUUUCUUCUCGCAUUUUGUCUAUUUUAGCUGUAAAGCUUCUGCAGAUCCUACUUGUUUGGAUCUACUGUUCGAUGUUUUUCCUGGGACAAGGGAUCGGAUCAGUAUUGAUGAUUACUUUACUAACAUCUCCAUUGUACCUCUUUGCCUUGGCAUAUCUGGUAAUAAGCUUCUGCUUCGAUAUCGAAACACCUCAACAAGGAGGAAGACGCUUCCAGUGGUUUCGCUACUCACAACUCUGGCAUCUCAUCAGAGAUUACUUUCCGAUAAAGUUGAUCAGGACGAAGAGACUGGACGCCAAGAGGAAUUACGUGUUUGGGUACCACCCCCAUGGGAUAAUGUGCGUUGGGGCGUGGUUGAACUUUGCAACCGAAGCUACUGGAUUCAGUGCUUUGUUCCCUGGUAUUACACCAUACCUUAUGACACUAAAGAUUAGAGACUUUGCCAUGGCUGGGGGCGUGUGUGAUGUUUCCAAGGACUCAAUCAAUCACGUUCUACAAGGCCCUGGUGGCAAUGCUGCCAUCAUCGUAAUAGGGGGGGCAGCAGAAUCCCUUGAGGCCCGCCCUGGAGCACAUAACCUCACUCUUAAGAACAGAAAAGGAUUUGUUAAGAUGGCUUUGAAACACGGAGCAUCUCUUGUUCCUGUUUAUUCUUUUGGUGAGAAUGAGCUGUACUGCCAGGCCAAUAAUGACCAUGGCACUUGGAUUAGAUUUGUGCAGUCAAGAUUCCAGAGAGUAAUGACCUUUGCGCCGCCUCUGUUCUUUGGUAGGGGACUGGUCAGCAAUUCUAUUGGAUUUGCACCUCACAAGACCCCUGUUAACACUGUUGGUAAGUUAUCCUCCAUCCUCCAUCCUCCAUCCUCCAUCCUCCAUCCUCCAUCCUCCAUCUAA